AUGUCUGUUAGAUAUGUGAACAGUCAUGAAGAAUCCUCGUGGAUUAUUGGUAGCAUUAGUUGGGUUUUGUCUUGUCCAAAGGUAGGUAAUCACCUUUUUGGCCCAGUGAAGAAAAAGAAAGUUCUUUCUGAGAAAGAAUACAAUCUCUUUUGGGAAGGAAGUUCGUCAGAGUAUGAGCUUGGAAACUUUGUUUACAGCUCAAAAGGAGAGGGUGGGAUGGUCUUAUCACUCUGUAAAAGGAAGAGAAACUCAAGCUCUGAUGGACAGCCUCAGAAUCAGGAAGUAGUUCCAGAAAAACUCUCUUCAGCUUGUGCGAAUGACAGGUUCAUUGAUGGAAGUGGAGAAAUUCCAAUAUUUCAUCGCUCUCUGCUGGUCAUCAGAUGGAAGAAAAUAGUAGCUCAAGGCAAAGUCAUAGUUACUGUGGGUUGCGGUGAAACAGUCAUCAAUACUGGAUUGAGAUGA
Messenger RNA from Dovyalis caffra, 462 nucleotides. The record is from the annotation of a GenBank genome assembly. Lineage: Eukaryota; Viridiplantae; Streptophyta; Magnoliopsida; Malpighiales; Salicaceae.